Messenger RNA from Theobroma cacao (cacao), 3476 nucleotides. RefSeq lists its product as uncharacterized. Lineage: Eukaryota; Viridiplantae; Streptophyta; Magnoliopsida; Malvales; Malvaceae. The record is from RefSeq and is a predicted model, not a curated record. Gene Ontology annotation, biological process: protein phosphorylation. Gene Ontology annotation, molecular function: ATP binding; protein binding; protein kinase activity.
CAAAAGGAAAUUGGAAACUGACUUUGCUAUCUAUAACUGGACGAGAUAGAACAGUAGUAGAAUACUAGCCUCAUCAUGUCAAGCAAUGCUAUCACUAUUAUUCUCUUGUUUCUCAACAUCUCUUUGCUUCCAGCCAUCUCUGCCUUGAACCAAGAAGGCCUCUCUUUGCUUUCAUGGCUUUCAACAUUCAAUUCUUCUUCAUCUGCUGCUUUCUUCUCUUCAUGGAAUCCGUCCCACCAGAAUCCAUGCAGAUGGGAUUACAUAAAAUGUAGUGAUGGAUUUGUUAGUGAAAUCGCAAUAACCUCCAUCAAUCUCAGUAACAGUUUUCCCACCCAGAUCCUUUAUUUUCAGCAUCUUACUACUCUGGUCCUUUCACAUGGAAAUCUCACUGGAGAAAUUCCACCUUCGAUAGGAAACUUGUCAUCACUGGUCACCCUGAACCUUAGUUUUAAUGCUUUCACAGGAAAUAUCCCAGCUGAGAUUGGAAAGUUAGCUGACUUGCAGUCAUUGUCUCUGAAUACAAACUUUUUACAUGGUGGGAUUCCAAGGGAAAUUGGAAACUGUUCAAAGCUUCAGCAGCUUGAACUGUUUGAUAACCAUCUAUCUGGAAAGAUUCCUACAGAAAUAGGAAAAUUGGUGGCUCUGCAGAUUUUCCGGGCAGGUGGGAACUCAGGUAUCCAGGGUGAAAUCCCAAUGCAGAUAUCAAAUUGCAAACAACUUUCUUUUCUUGGUCUAGCAGAUACUGCUAUUUCAGGGCAACUUCCAAGUAAUAUAGGGGAACUGAAGAAUCUCAAAACUCUUUCAAUCUAUACAAGCAAUCUUAAUGGUCACAUCCCACCAGAAAUUGGUAAUUCUUCAGCUUUAGAGGACUUGUUUCUUUAUGGAAACCAACUUUCUGGUCAGAUUCCCGAAGAACUGGGUUUAUUGAAAAAUCUCAAGAGGGUGUUACUGUGGCAGAACCAGCUAAGCGGGAGAAUUCCAGAAUCUCUGGGCAACUGUUCGGGUAUGGCUGUCAUUGAUUUCUCAUUGAAUUAUCUAAGUGGUAAAGUUCCUUUGUCUCUUGCCAAUUUAGUUGCAUUGGAGGAGCUUCUUUUGUCUGGGAACAACAUUUCUGGUAAGAUACCUCCUUUUGCUGGCAACUUUUCGAGCCUAAAGCAACUGGAAUUAGAUAACAACAGAUUUUCCGGCGAGAUUCCACCAGCCAUUGGACAACUAAAGGAGCUUUCUCAGUUCUUUGCCUGGCAGAAUCAGCUUCAUGGAAGCAUACCAACUGAGCUAGCCAACUGUGAGAAACUUCAACAUUUGGAUCUUUCCCACAAUUUCCUUACUGGUUCUGUUCCGAGUUCUCUGUUCAAUUUGAAGAACUUGACCCAAUUGUUGUUGAUAUCAAACAGACUUUCAGAUGAAAUUCCACAAAAUAUUGGUAAUUGCACCAGCUUGACCCGUUUAAGGCUGGGAUCAAACAGCUUUAGCGGUCAUAUUCCAUCAGGAAUUGGGCUUUUACACAGUUUGAGCUUUCUUGAAUUGUCAGAAAAUCAAUUUACUGGAGAAAUUCCUCCUGACAUUGGCAACUGCACUCGUUUAGAAAUGGUAGAUUUGCGCGGAAAUAAGCUCCAAGGUACAAUUCCAGCGUCUUUUGAAUUUCUUGCUGGUCUUAACGUCCUCGACCUUUCAAUGAACAAUAUAGGAGGCACCAUUCCUCAGAAUUUGGGGAAGCUCACAUCCUUAAACAAAAUGGUAAUCAGUGGAAACUACAUAACAGGUUUUAUCCCAAAGUCACUAGGAAAUUGUAAGGAUUUGCAGUUGUUGGACAUUAGCAGAAAUAAAAUUGCUGGUUCUAUCCCAGAAGAGAUUGGUCGAUUGCAAGGACUGGAUAUACUCUUCAACUUGAGUUGGAAUGCUUUAACAGGACCUAUUCCAGAAAGCUUUUCAAAUCUCUCAAAACUGGCCAACUUAGACCUCUCUCACAACAUGCUAACUGGGAGCCUGAGGGUACUAGGUGGUCUUGACAAUCUUGUUUCUUUGGAUGUCUCAUACAAUAAUUUUUCAGGUAUCCUUCCAGAUACUAAGUUAUUCCAUGAUCUCCCCUCCGCCGCAUUUUCUGGCAAUCAAGAACUCUGCAUUAACAGAAGCGAGUGCCACUUGAGUGGAAAUCCCCAUGGCAAAAAAUCAACCAGAAAUCUCAUCAUGCGCACUCUUUUCAGUGUAGCUGUAACUAUUGUAGUAGUCAUUGUUGCUGUGUUUUUGUUUAUCAGAGUUCAUGGAGCCAAAAAUGAAGAUGAUUUUUUGGACUGGCAUUUUACCCCAUUCCAAAAGCUUAACUUCUCGGUGAAUGAUAUUUUGACGAGUCUGUCUGAUUCAAACAUCGUUGGAAAGGGUUGUUCGGGCAUGGUUUAUCGUGUUGAGACACCCACGAAGCAGGUUGUUGCAGUGAAGAAGCUAUGGCCAAUAAAAAAGGGUGAGUUUCCCGAGAGGGAUUUGUUUUCUGCAGAAGUUCAGACUCUUGGGUCAAUAAGGCAUAAAAAUAUAGUGAGGCUACUGGGAUGCUGUGAUAAUGGAAAAACUAGAUUACUCUUGUUUGAUUACAUCAGUAAUGGAAGUUUGGCUGGAUUACUGCAUGAGAACAGGGUAUUCUUGGACUGGGAUGCAAGAUAUAAGAUCAUACUGGGAGCUGCUCAAGGUUUAGCUUAUCUUCAUCAUGAUUGUAUUCCACCAAUAGUUCAUCGUGAUAUCAAAGCCAAUAACAUCUUGGUGGGACCACAGUUUGAACCUUUCUUGGCGGACUUUGGUCUGGCAAAGCUAGUUGAUGCUUCAGAAAGUCCGAGAGCUGCCAACAUAGUUGCAGGUUCUUACGGGUACAUCGCUCCUGAGUAUGGAUACAGCAUGAGGAUCACAGAGAAGAGUGAUGUGUACAGCUUUGGCGUGGUGCUCCUAGAGGUUUUAACAGGAAAGGAACCGACCGAUAACCAGAUUCCAGAUGGUGUCCACAUUAUUACUUGGAUUAACACGGAAAUUCGAGAAAGGAAAAAAGACUUCACAACCAUUCUUGACCAGCUGCUCCUCAUAAGAUCAAGUACACAAAUCCAAGAGAUGCUUCAAGUGCUCGGGGUGGCUCUCCUAUGUGUCAAUCCAUGUCCCGAGGAACGUCCCACUAUGAAAGAUGUAACAGCAAUGUUGAAAGAGAUCAGGCACGAGAAUGAGGAUUAUGAGAAACCAAAUCUCCUCGGAAAAGGAAUAGCAAACAACCCGGAGGCUGCAGUUCAUUGCUCUAGUUUCUCUAGAUCAUCUGAGCCUCUGAUUAGUUCACCUUCUUAGUUGCCAGUCUCCAAUCUUUGUGCAUUAGUUCAUUGGUAUUUUUUGUAACCGUCAUUUGUAUAGGUCUCAUAAUAUGUAGCACAACUAGGGCUCUCUAUCUACUUUACCGUUAACUCAACGGCUGCUUCAUUAAUUUGAAUGCAUUUCUCAGUAUUCUCAUA